Messenger RNA from Quercus robur (English oak), 1906 nucleotides. RefSeq names its product methyltransferase-like protein 2. Lineage: Eukaryota; Viridiplantae; Streptophyta; Magnoliopsida; Fagales; Fagaceae. Gene Ontology annotation, molecular function: methyltransferase activity; nucleic acid binding. The transcript is spliced from 9 exons. Bases 67 to 1329 code for a protein of 420 amino acids. Gene Ontology annotation, cellular component: RNA N6-methyladenosine methyltransferase complex; nucleus. The record is from RefSeq and is a predicted model, not a curated record.
ACGGUCCAUGGGCCUACGAAGGAUGCAAAUGCAAAACCCUAGUCGGAGUUGACGGAAGACCCGAAAAUGACCGAUAAGCUAUCAACGUUCUUUGAUUCCGGUAUCUACCGGUUCGAAAACUCGAACGUGGUUUUCAUCGAUCCGGUUCGAGCCAUGAACCGUUCAUACACCCGGUUUAGGGUUUCUCCUUCUGCGUACUAUCCUCGCUUCUUCGGAUCCAAACCCGCGGGUCAAGAAUCCAAGGUUUCAUCCAAUUCGAGAAAGCGAAAGCGUAAGGAGAAGAAGAAGAAGCCUCACGCUCUCAAUGAACGCGAAAAAAUCGCCGAUCAACGACACCAGGAAGUAAGGCCUUUGUUACUGAAGGCGCACGGAUGUUUGAUGAGAGAAACUGAUCUAUUGGAGGUAAUAAGCAAUCUGCGGAGUGAUUUUGAUUCCUCGAGAGGAUGCGGGGACUCAGUUUCGCCUGGUGUUCUGGAACAAUCUUUUGUUGAAUUGGGACGGGUGUGGCAAGCCCCUCUAUAUGAGAUAACUCUUAAUUUCGAUCAAUGUGAGAAGCCAAAUGCUGAUGGAGGUUCCCCAAUCAUGCAAUACAGUGAACAAAGAGUGCUUCCUAUCUUUGAUAACUUAGUUCUCAAUGAGACGGGUGAUGAUGUCGAGGCUGAAUUUCUUAACAGUCGAUAUGUAAUACCUCGAGAGAGCUCAUUCUACAUGUCUGAUCUCGGGCAGAUUCACAAACUGAUUCCUGCUGACUCUGGUUGUGGCUUCAAUCUUAUUGUGAUUGAUCCACCAUGGGAAAAUGGAAGUGCCCAUCAGAAGUUAAGGUACCCAACUUUGCCCAACCAUUAUUUCUUAUCGCUUCCUAUCAAGCAACUUACUCACACAGAUGGAGCACUUGUAGCCUUGUGGGUGACCAAUAGAGAGAAAUUACGUGGUUUUGUUGAGAAAGAGCUCUUUCCUGCUUGGGGAGUCAGAUAUGUGGCCAGUUUUUAUUGGUUGAAGGUGAAAGCAGAUGGCUCGAUGAUUAAUGAUUUAGACCUCUUUCAUCAUAGACCAUACGAAUGCCUUUUAUUGGGCCAAUGCCAUAGGAAGGCCAUGGAUUCUAAUUGCCGGUCAAAAUCUAAGCCUGUACAAGAUAAUCAGAUAAUUAUUAGCAUCCCUGGAGAUUACUCAAGGAAGCCCCCAGUUGGAGGGUUGCUGAUGGAUUAUGUUCCAGGGUUCAAGCCGGCUCGAUGUAUAGAACUAUUUGCUAGAGAAAUGAUUUCUGGAUGGACUUCUUGGGGGAAUGAACCGCUUCAUUUUCAGGAGUUGAGAUAUUUUAUUAGGGAUUGAUGAGUGGUGCACCUGGGCAAACAUAACUUAUGGGGACCUCAAACAUAGUUCAAUAGUUCCUUAUUUAAUUUCAUUUUGAAAGAUGCAAAUCCUGUUCUUGCUGAUUUGUUAUUGUGAUUAAAUGAGCUCGAUGGGUAAGAGUUCCGCUUGAAAUAAUGUGUCCAUGAAGCUCCAACCACUGCCAGUACUUGGAAUCUGUAUGCGUGCCUCUGCCUUGAUCGAGGUCCAGGAUGCCCAUGUUUCAAGACUAUGAGGAUGUAGUAUAUCUAGUGAGUGAGUAGGAGGAGAAUAUUCAUAUACCGUGCGAGUAGAUUGUAUUUUCCUUCGUUAUGUGGAGGCAUUGAAGUUAGCAUAUUUGCAUGAAGGAGGAUGAUUGUCAUAAAUUGCUCUCAAUUUUGUUCAUUCAUUCGUUUUUAUUUAAUAGGUGGUUAAUUUGUAAUUAUAGAUUGUUUAAGGACUGCUUUUUCCAAACAGCAACUUUUGAUUUUGUCGAUGAGGUCCUUGCCCCGAGGCUUACGUUUUACCUCGAAGUUAAGACAAUUGUACUUGAGAAUAAUAGUAAUGUUUUUAUUUUUUA